Aspergillus nidulans FGSC A4 is the source of this 2305-nucleotide messenger RNA. Its product is annotated as putative Hsc70 cochaperone (SGT). Gene Ontology annotation, molecular function: identical protein binding; damaged DNA binding; Hsp90 protein binding. The transcript is spliced from 3 exons. The coding region runs from base 21 to 1064 and encodes 347 amino acids. Gene Ontology annotation, biological process: proteasome-mediated ubiquitin-dependent protein catabolic process; response to heat; post-translational protein targeting to endoplasmic reticulum membrane. Gene Ontology annotation, cellular component: TRC complex. NCBI's taxonomy places the organism in Eukaryota, Fungi, Ascomycota, Eurotiomycetes, Eurotiales, Aspergillaceae. The record is from RefSeq and is a predicted model, not a curated record.
AAAUAUUGUCAAUCUCCAUCAUGGCCCCUACAGAGUCCAAGAAGCGCCUCGCGCUGGCUAUAAUUGAUUUUCUUAACACCAGCGUCAAGGAUGGCACGCUCACGGCAGAUGACGCCGAAUCUAUUGAGAUUGCCCAGUCAUGCAUUGCGGAUACGUUCAAGGUUGAUCCGUCUGACGAGGCUGCUAUGAAGGAAGCGUUAGGCGGACAGUCCCUUGCCAGUAUCUACAGCGUCUACGAAAAGUUGCGCAACAAGUCCUCUGCCGGUUCCCCCAGCACAGAGCCUCAGACUGAGAAGAAGCCCCAGGCUGGUGCUCCCACCCCCGAGUCCGACAAGCUGAAGUCCGAGGGUAAUGCCGCCAUGGCUCGUAAGGAGUACAGUGUUGCUAUCGAUCUUUACACGAAAGCUCUCGCUAUCGCCCCUGCCAAUCCCAUCUACCUUUCUAACCGUGCUGCUGCCUAUUCCGCAUCAGGACAGCCCCAAAAGGCCGCGGAGGAUGCAGAGCUUGCCACUUCUGUUGAUCCCAAGUACUCCAAGGCGUGGAGCCGACUGGGUCUUGCUCGAUUCGAUCUGGGUGACUACCACGGAGCGAAGGAGGCCUAUGAACAUGGUAUCGAGGCCGAAGGUAAUGGUGGAAGCGAGGCGAUGAAGAGGGGCUUGGAGACUUCCAAGAAGAAGAUUGAAGAGGCUAGCCGCGGUCCUGAGCCUCCGACGGAGUCCGUUGAUGAUGCACCUGGAGCCUCGCGCGGCGGCAGCGGUGGCAUGCCUGAUCUUUCUUCCCUCGCUAGCAUGCUCGGCGGUGGCCGAGGUGGUGGUGGCGGCGGUGGCAUGCCUGAUCUUGGAUCUUUGAUGAACAACCCCAUGUUUGCCAGCAUGGCUCAAAACAUCAUGAGCAACCCUGAUAUGCUCAGCAAUCUGAUGAACAACCCUCAACUGCGACAGAUGGCAGAGAAUUUUGGCCAAGGGGGUGGCAUGCCGGACAUGGCAAGCUUAAUGAGCGACCCGAACAUCGCAAAUAUGGCGCGUAAUCUCAUGGGUGGUGCCGGACGUGGUGGAUCCCAAUAGUCUGUGCACUCGUUCUAUUGUUUAAUACCUGCGCUGACGCCCGACCUUUUUUUCUUUUCGAUCUGAAAUUGUCUCGGUACAUGUGUUUAAAGUAUGACUAUGAUAUUGAGAAGCAUAUAGAUAUGGCCAUUAGCCGCCUUCUAAUGAUUCAACUCUCAAUUCCACUUCAUUGAUAUAUCUUGUAACUUAUAUUUGUGUAAGAAAUGCAGAAAAUUGACAUGCUGGACCAAGGGGCCUUAUGCAAAAGUGAUAGAGGAGUGGAGGAUGGAUGAAGUUGGCCAAAAAAAAAAACACCAUGCGCCACAAGCCAAAGCAGAUGAAAUAUGAGUUCAACACGUUUCGGCACAUCGUCAAAUAGAUACAAGUAUCUCGUUUGAACUGCCAACAUAUUAAAAUAAAUAGAAAUACACGUCUUCCACAACUGGCAUAUAAUCAAGAAUCAUGGAAAGAUACCCAUACCGAACGGUUACUAAAACAUAACAUGAAGCGCCAGUCCAACUGGCCUCUAUUCGAAUAGGUAAUAUAGUACAGUCGGAUAUAUCAGACAUUCGAGAAGUGGAGUAAUGGGAGGGAGUCCGGAAAAAAAGGCUGUGGUAGUAUGUCAUCAAAGUUCGGAGGAAGCGGCAAUAAUGUUCGCGAUAGAAGUAAUCAACGCUGUUCGUUUAGAUGUAAUCCCGAGCAGCCUUCUGGAGCUCGAUCAAUCUCCAGCCCUUGGUCUCGGGGUUGUUCACAUCUUCAGGGAUUCGGGUGAGACCCAUGACAUAGUUAACCAACUGAACCUUGUCCUCCAUCCCAGCGGCGAGCUCAUUUGUUUUGACGUUUCUGUAAACAUGGACUUCUUGCGUGCGACACAUAACCACGAAAACGGGGAUAUCACCGGGGUCCAGCAUACGGGCGCUCAUGACAUCAACUCCGCGGAUAUCAAGGAUACGACCAUCCGACUUCAGACCUGCUGUGGUGAUCUGUUUUGUGAGAGCUUCAUAAACGUGGAACUGAGCGUCUGAGAGCCAAAGCUUGAGUGUUUCGAUAUCUCCCUUAACGUAAGCAUCCAGCACCUCGGGAAGGAUGUAUUCACGCAUCUCCCGCAGGAACGCUUCCAUCUGGAAGUUCGGGUCCAUUUCUCGGAACUUCUUGACUACCUGCGCAGUUUCGUUCUCGGCGAAGAAGCCUGCAAUCCGGUCCGAAAUACUGCGUGCCGUGCUAAUCAGGGGGUUCUCUGACUCAUUGUAUGUUUCCUUCAA